This is a messenger RNA of Parascedosporium putredinis, 2190 nucleotides long. The record is from the annotation of a GenBank genome assembly. Lineage: Eukaryota; Fungi; Ascomycota; Sordariomycetes; Microascales; Microascaceae.
AUGGACAGACUCCAAUCUCACGGGCACCAUACCGAGGUACUUCUGGGCGAAGAAGGUUUAGAAAAAGGGCGCCCUUCCGGUCAGCAGGGCGGGGCCUUGGUCACCUACCUCCUGAACCACCCUGUAUUCUCCAAGGAGUAUAGACUCCGGGGAGUAACCCGGGACUCCUCUAAACCCGGCGCCCAAGAACUUGCUAAACGAAGUGUAGAGGUAGUUUCGGCGGACCUUAGCAAACCCGAGACUUUGCCACCAGUGGUCGAAGGAGCGCACGUCGUCUUCUCUGUAACCAACUUUUGGGACAACGCCAGUGCUGAAGUUGAGCAAGCGCAAGGCAAAGUCGUGGCAGACGCCGCCCGAGCCGCCGGCGUGACACAAUUUAUCUGGUCUUCGCUGCCAAGCAUCGAAAAGGAGACGGAAGGCCAAGUGACCAGCUACGAACACUUUGACAGCAAGGCCAAGGUAGAAGAGUACGUCCAACGCGAAAGCGCCCGGCUUCCCCCACCCACCAAGCUCCCGGACGGCACCAUCCGUCUCCCUUAUGCCUGGACAGAUGACCUCACGCUCCCGUACAUCGACAUCAACGACACGGGAAAAUAUCUCGGCCCCGCUCUACGAGACCCCGCCAAGUGGAACGGCAGGCAUGUGCUCGCCGCCACGGCGUUCUACUCUCUGAAGGAGAUUACCGAUACGUGGUCUCGCGUCACCGGCAAGACUGUGCGCUGCUCCACGCUCGACGAGCUGCCCCCUUCCACUGGGAGCUGGUUCGAGGAAAACCUUUCGCACAGAAAUCCGGUGGUGGGUGAGGUAGGCUACUUUGGCCCAUCAGGUCCCGCGGAGCUGCGCGAGCUGCACGCCGAGUUGGAUGAAGAGUUGAAUACUUGGGAGGAAUAUGUGAGGCAGAACGGCCCUUGGUUUAGAACUUAUCUUGAGUCUGCUGGAGUCUCGACCGGCGCUAAAGACAGGCAAGUCUCGAGGCGCUUGUCGCUUCCUAGGACAUUCAACGGGUCGUCCAUCCACCGCUUCGCAAUGGCAGCUCCCACCCCGAAGACAGGGGCCAUCAACGUCUACGCCCGAUGGCGACCACUCUCAGAAGACGAAUCAAAAUCCGGACAAGUAGAUCACGCAGCCGACACCAACGCCGAAUCCCUUUCCUCCAUCUCGAUAGACAAGAAAGGAGCGACAGACAAGCCCUGGAAAAGCCCACCAGCCUUCGCCGGCAUCUUCCAGCCCGACGACGUCAACGCCACAGUAUUCGCCUCCAUCGUCGCACCCGCCAUCCCCACCGUCCUGCGCGGCGGCACAUCCAGCUUCUUCGCCUACGGCCAUUCCGGCAGCGGCAAAACGCACACCAUUAUCGGCUACGACUACGCCGACGACGACCAGCUUGGCCUCUGCCUCGGCGCCGCGCAAGCUCUGUUUCGCGGCCUCGAGACGUCGUCCUCUGUCUCGGGGUGCGGUAGGCUAGGCAUCGGAUUCAGUCUCUUUGAGCUGCGCAAGAAGUCUGCCUUUGACCUGCUCGGAGGCCGCACCGAGUGCCAUAUUCGCGAGGGACCCGACGGCAGGACGCACAUCCGCGGGCCUACCGAGACCUUGGAGGAUGGCAAAGUGCGGGUCAGACCUAUUGUGCAGAGGGCGUGUUGGACGUUUGAGGGUCUCCGCCAAGAGUUGAUAGAGGCUCUGGGGAGGCGUUCGGUGGGUUCAUCGAGCGUGCACGAUCAGAGCUCGAGGACGCAUGCGGUGCUGGAGGUCGAGAUUAUUAACCAAGACCUCGUCGACGCGCGCAUGGCGCUCUACGACUGCCAUAUUGAGGAGCAGACCAAGGCCAUUGUCGCCGUCCCGGGCGGUGGCUGGGCCCCGAAUCCAGAGUACCAGGUAGACCAGGCGCGGAUCGACGCGGCGGAGGCGGAAAAGGCCGAGUACGAGGCCAAGUUGUCCGCCGCGGAAGACGAGAUCCAGAAGAUUGUCGCCGCCGCCGCGGGUGACGGUAUCGGAGGGAAAAUGGUCUUUAUCGACCUCGCGGGGGCCGAGUAUCACCAGGAAAAGGGCGCAGCACAGACGAAUAUCCCGAAGCAGACGCCCCAAGAGAAGCAGGAGGGUCGACAGAUCAACGCGGAUCUGCUGGCGCUGAAGGAGGUGAUGAGGGCCUGGUCGAAAAACUGCCGAGGGUGCCGUUUCGGUCUUCGGCGCUGA